UCUCAUUGUGAGUCGUACUGACCUUCACAUUCAUUUUUAAAACACGAAAAGUACAGUUUAAUAGUUCUGAAAUGAAAUCUGCACGGUUCUUUAAAUGGUAUCCUAGGUUCAGUGAUAUUUACUUUUACCUUUUUGUACAGUUGCACGUCUUUGGCAUCCAAAAUGAUUAAGCAAACAGGUGCACAGAAACCUUAUUUUAGAUUUGCACUAAGGGAGUACCCCAGAGAACCCUAAAUGCUGUUAUUUCAGUACCAUGGUAUAAACCGAGGUAUCAACUAUUUUACCUUUUCUGUACCAUAGUACCCCCAGAGUACUUUUGUGUUACCAUGGUAAGAUUGGAAAAACAUGCUGCUACCUCGAGGUGCUUCGAGUGUGAGACCAGUUGGAAAACUUGUUAAGAGUAGUUAUUCCAGUGAAGAGCAAGAGUAUUUAUCCAGUCUACCAGUUAUGUUACUUCCAGAAAAUUGGUUUAUUAGUCAUAUUAAUAAUUCACAAUUUCCUUAUGCAGAACAACAGCCCUUUUUUUGUGUUUCAGGUGUGUAUUUACAGCCAUCAUUUGAAUAUUGUUAGUGUGCAGCUGUUUUCAUUUCACUCUCUGGAUAUACUUUUGCAUACGUUUUGCAUAUGAGCUAUGGAUGGGACUACUAGAAACAGCAGACUUUUUGAUAAAAUAACGAUAUUUGAGUAGUUAAAAAAGGCAUAAACAUGAACCCACGCAAAUAUAAAACAAUCCUUUUUCCCUUUGUUUAAAUAAUAAUCGUAACAGUUUCUUUUUUCAGCCCCUUUUGCAGUUCACUUUCACAACGUAUGAACGUUUUUAUAUUCAAAGUCUUAAAUACAAAAUGAUUGUAAAACUACAUAAAAAUGACAAGGUUAGAAAUAUUGUGCAUAGAAACAUUUUAGAUGAUGUAAAGCAUAUUACGCUUGUGUUGCCCUGCUUUCUGUGUAUUAAAUCUCUAUGGCAUUGUAAAUUUUUAACCUAAAAAAAGGCAAGGGAAGUUUAUAAACCCCAGUCUUUUUCCUGGUUUAGUAAGCUAUUGUUGAGCAAGGGCUAAACUGUAAUACUUAUCACUUUUUAAUGUCAUUUCUUCAUCACAUUAUCAGCAUGCCCAGUCUUUUGUGGUGCGACCACACCAGUCUUGCAUCGGGAGCAAAAAUGCAAGCAGACAGCUUUUAAUUCACAUUUUAUGCGAACAACAGUUCAGGUCGGCCUAGGCAAAAGACGUACAGAUUGACCUCUUGGCUCAGUGGCUCAUUAUUUUUUUUAUUAUUGCGUUUUAUUGAAUUAUAAAAACCACAAACCCCAGAGAACGACAUCUUGUUGUAGCUGAAAAUGAUAAUAUUCUGCAUGCUUAAAGGAUUAGUUCACUUUCAAAUGAAAGUUUCCAGGUAGUCACGUACUCCUUUCUUCCGUCUAAAAGAAACCAAGGUUAAAGCUCUUGCGUUCACAUCGGUUACUCCAUCUUGGCUCGACGCCCCCCAAGAACCUGACAUGAAUCAGACGUGCGAGGAAAGUGACGAUUUCAAAUAUUUGGCGUACAAAGUCACGUACAGUGUCGUGUUUCCCAUUGGAUUUUUCAGCAACUCCGUGGCUUUGUUCGUCUUCCUGCGCCUCACUCCAAAGACGUCGGCCAACACCGUAUUUAUGACAAACCUGGCUAUUUCAGAUGUUGGCUUUUCCUUGACGUUGCCCUUCCGUCUGGUCUACUAUUUUAGAGGCGGUCAGUGGGACUUUCCAGACUGGUUUUGCCGCUGGUGUGUAUAUUCCUUUUACGUCAACCUGUACACGAGCGUAUUGUUUCUGACAGGUCUUAGCGUACUGCGGUACAUUGCUGUAGUUUAUCCCAUGCGCAACAAGACCCUGGCUACGGUAUGGAGAGCCAGAAUAUCAUGUUUUGCGAUCUGGGUUUUUGUGGCCUGUUUGUCAUUGCCUUUCCUCAUGACGGGUACUACCAAGCGGAAUAACGUGACGCGUUGCUUUGAACCGGGCAACAACAAGUCAUGGAGUCGCAUAUAUAGCUUGAACUAUGCGGGGGUUUCGUUUGGAUUCGUCAUUCCGUUCAUUAUAAUUCUCAUCUGCUACGGGUGCAUCAUCUACAAACUCAAAGAAAAAAACCUCGUCAAUCGAAGAAGAAACACCCGCCGACGCUCUCUGUAUUUGAUCGUCGUUGUCCUGAGCACAUUCCUGCUGUGUUUCCUACCAUAUCACAUCGCUCGCACACUCCAUCUCUACGCCAAGGUUUUAAAUGAGAGCUGCCCGGUCAUCGAGUUCCUCUUGAAAGUUCUGGUGGUCUCUUUGUGCACGGCGGCAUCCAACAGUUGCUUCAACCCCUUGUUGUACUACUUCGCAGGAGAGACGUUCCGCACGACCAUCCGUAGAGUUUCAGAUCGAAGGACUUUAGGUUCGCUCAGCAACAGUGGCCUUUAUCCGUCUUUUCGUCGCCGAAGCAGCUCCCAGAAGUCAAGGCGCCAAGGCUUCACCUCGGUACGCCAAGACUUUCUGCAAUGCUCCUGCCAGGUCAUAAACGAACAGGCACCCGACGAGUGCAAGUCUGACAAGCAGUGCAAACUGUCUGACUCUGAAGAAAAGCAAGUCCGUGAUGAUUUGCUGUAGUAAAAGAUAGUUGCACUUGACGAAGAGGAAGAAAUUCGAGUGCAUGAAAACUAUGUCUUGAAAAAGUGAACGUAGAGCAUCUAGGUUGUUUUUCCACUGCUUUUUUUUAAAGUUCUCAACCAAAAGACUGAAAUGUGAAAGAUGUUGUGCAUUGGAUGAAAUGUGGGUGAACUUCACACAACCUCAGAAAUAGGUCAUGUUUAGAUUUGUGCAUUUGGCAAAUGCUUUUAUCCCAAGAAAGUGGCAUCCUGGACAUGUUCUUGCAAGAUUAAUCCGAGUACGCGCUUAAAAAAACGUGGCAUAAAAAUUACUUUGUUGGCUUCCCAAAAAAACCUAUUCAGUAAACCAUUUUUCAUUCAGGAACAUUUUAGAACGUUUUUACACCAAAUGUUUUACGUAGAACGAUAAAUGCCUGCGAUAGCGACCAAAGUUUGUUGUUUGAACAGUUCUUCCGAGUUAAAAAAAAAGGUGUUAAAAGCAUAAUUAAACCAAAUUACUAUUAAACAGUCUGAAAAGA
Messenger RNA from Puntigrus tetrazona (Sumatra barb), 3131 nucleotides. It is a transcript of the gene cysltr3, whose product is annotated as cysteinyl leukotriene receptor 3. Bases 1493 to 2614 code for a protein of 373 amino acids. The record is from RefSeq and is a predicted model, not a curated record. Gene Ontology annotation, cellular component: plasma membrane. Gene Ontology annotation, molecular function: G protein-coupled receptor activity. Lineage: Eukaryota; Metazoa; Chordata; Actinopteri; Cypriniformes; Cyprinidae. The transcript is spliced from 2 exons. Gene Ontology annotation, biological process: G protein-coupled receptor signaling pathway.